AUGACGUAAGACUUUACUUUAUAAAUACCACAAUCGAUCACACCUUGAAACCCUUUCCCCCAAAUCAGUCUCCAUCAAACCAUUUUCACUCGUAACCACACCGAUCAAUCCCAAUGGAGCAACAACCUGAAUCCAAAAUCUAUCAACUAAUCGCAAAACUCUUAAACGGCAAAUCACAAACCCUAAAUUUCCAAACCCCAAUUAUCCCAAUCUCCUCAAUCAAAUCCCAAAUCCAAACCCUAACCUCCAUCCCCCCACACCACCAGCUCCUCCUCUCCAACGGCAAAGCCCUAAGCGACGAUUCUUCAUUCCACCAUGAGAUUUCCUCGAAUUCAACGGUGCAUCUUCUGUUGCGUCUACGUGGUGGCAAGGGCGGGUUCGGGUCGUUGCUCCGUGGAGCGGCGACAAAAGCGGGGCAGAAGAAGACAAACAACUUUGACGCGUGUCGCGAUAUGAGUGGGCGGAGGCUGAGGCAUGUGAAUGCGGAGAAGAAGAUGGAGGAGUGGUUGGCGGAGGAGAAGGAGAGGAAGCUGGAGAAGGUGGCGGAGGAGUUUCUUAAGAAGAAUGCCAAGAAGGUUAAAAAGGCGGGUGGAGGCGAUGGGGCGGAGAAGUAUGUGGAGAAGUACAGGAAGGAUUCGGAGAAGUGUAGGGAGGAGGUUGAGAAGUCGGUUAGGGAAUCGCUUUCGGGUGGGUUUUUGAGUAAGAGGAAGGGUGUGGAGGAUGGGGACGGGUCGAAAGCGAAGAAACUUAAGAUUUGGAUGGGUAAGAGAAAAGUGGAUGAUAGUGACAGUGAUGACACGGAUGAGGAAGAUAGUGAUGAUGAGAUGGAUGAAGAGAAUGAGAAAUCUGCUGUUACAAACAACGAAAACCAAUCAGACUCCAAUAAGGAACUCGAUGGAAGUUUAGCAUCUGUAACUGGUGGGAAAGUUGAAGGAGAAUCUUCAGUUGGGUGUUCAUCUGAGAGUGCAUCAGAGGAAGAGAAGGAGACUGUUACCGAACGACAUUUGGGAUCCAUUAAAGAUUCCAAUGAUAGAGUUACUUCUCAUGAAGUAGUUGAUGUAUCGGUGAAACAUGACGAGAGCAUAGUGAAUAACUCAACUGAUUCUUUUCCACUUGAAGAAAAACAGUGUGAACUUCAGAGCGUUUCAAAUGGGCAGGAGGCUGGAACUACUGAUGGAGAAGCUACAAUUUCUGAUUCUAAAGUGUUAAUCGAUAAAGAGAAUGUGUCUACAAAGACUGAUUGUGUUGACGUUUUGAAGCCACUGAAUUUUAAUGAGUUUAACUCAGCAGCAGAGCUGGAGGUUCUUGGUAUGGAAAGGCUUAAAACCGAGCUUCAGGAAAGGGGAUUGAAGUGCGGUGGUACUUUGCAAGAACGUGCAGCCAGGCUUUACCUUCUGAAAACCACUCCAGUGGAGAAGCUACCCAAGAAGCUGCUCGCUAAGAAGUGAUUCACGAAAUCUUCACUUGGUUUUGUAUCUUAUACAUGAAGGUUCCUUUGUUCUUCCUGUUCUGUUUACGAAUUUUAUGCAUUACAAUUCUUUCGUUAUGCAAAUGUAGCUUGGAAGAAUUUUAAAUACUAUAAGUUUCUCUAUGUGGUAUUUUAAAAAGUGUAAAAUAUUGUUAAUGUCAUGCCAACUCUGUCCUAAUGUGUCAUCAUUAAUACAAUUACAUGGUACUUGUCUUUUGGUCCCUUAA
Molecule: messenger RNA, 1695 nt
Organism: Helianthus annuus (common sunflower)
Lineage: Eukaryota; Viridiplantae; Streptophyta; Magnoliopsida; Asterales; Asteraceae
Product: replication stress response regulator SDE2
Exons: 3
Coding region: 114-1448 (444 amino acids)
Cellular component (GO): nucleus
Molecular function (GO): protein binding
Source: RefSeq, a predicted model, not a curated record